Molecule: messenger RNA, 3601 nt
Organism: Linum trigynum
Lineage: Eukaryota; Viridiplantae; Streptophyta; Magnoliopsida; Malpighiales; Linaceae
Source: the annotation of a GenBank genome assembly
GGGCCCCACCAUCUCCUUCCCGGCCAAGUAGAAGGCGAGAGGGAGAGGGAGAGGGAGAGGGAGAGGGAGUGAGAAUAACCCCACAUCCACAAAACAUAAUUUUCCAUCCGGCUACUGUCGUUUCUGUGAUCGGCGACCUCUCUCAAUGGCGGAACCAGGGGACACCGCGAAGAAGCAGUCACAGAAUCCACCCAAUUUCGUCACUCUCGUCCAGCUCAAAGAGCGAUGGCUGAAGAAGAAAGCGGAGGAGGAAGAAGAGAGGAUUCGGAGGCAGCAGCAGCAGGAACGGGAGAAGGAGGAGGAGGAGCGACGCCGGAAGCUCGUAGAGGCUAAGGAGGAAAAUGAGCGACGGAGGAAGCUCACUGAGGCGAAGGAGCUCUCUGGGUCGGAGGUUGUGCGGCAGAAUUUCGGAACCUCGAGUCGCUCGCGCCAAAAUCGAAACCGGAGGACGCAGGGCAACGUGGUGGCGACGGUGGGUUUCGCUGAGGUCGUUGAUGAUGGAGACAAAGAUGACGAAGAUGAGGAACGAUUGUGGAGAGUCAAAGAGGCGAAGGAGCACGCAAAGUCGGAGGCGGUACGGAAUUCCGGAACAUCCAGUCAGUGGCGCCAAAAUCGAUCCCGGGGGACGCCGGGGAACUUGGCAACAGAGGCUCGCGCUAAGGCCGUUGAUGACGGAAACGAAGACAACGAAGCCAUCAAGCUUAAGGAAGAGCGGUACAGAAGAAAGAAGGAGCUCAAGGCGUCCAAGAGGGCGAGAGAGAAGCAGAAGGUUAAGGAAGCAGGUAAGCAACCAGUGGUAUCCGAGGCUGUGAGUAUAGAGAGUGAGAGUAUGGAAGUAAUGAUGGAUUCUCAACGGAAACAUGAUAAUGUCGAGAAGCAAACCAGUAAAAGAGGAUCGGAGAAUGGAAAUGGGAAGAGUGUCCCGCCUAGGAAACCCCAGAGAAAGAACAAGGGGAAGAUUGGUAAUGUAGAGAAAAAGGGAACUAAACUGGAAAUCGAUGAGAAGUUGGGUGAGCUUUCAAUGGAAGAAGAGAGUGGUAGUUGGUUUGAAACUAGGAAUGGCGCUAGUGAUAUUGUCGAGAAGGACACAAGUAAAACAGGAGCAGAGACUGGGAAUGGGAGUGUUCCAAGUAGGAAACCCCAGAGAAAGUACAAGGUGAAUAUGGAGUUCCGAGGGAAGUUUGGUGAUGUGGAGAAAGAGGGAAGUAAAUUGAAGAUUGAGGAGAAGUUGAGCGAGCUUUUGAUUGAAGAAGAGAAAGGUGGGUUUGAGACUAAUAAUGUCGAGAAUCAAAUUAGUAAAGGAUCAGAGAUUGGGAAUGACAGUGUUCCAUCUAGGAAACCCCAGAGAAAUAGCAAGGCGGAUAUGAAGUUUGGAAGGAAGCUUGGCAAAAAUGCGGAGAAAGAGGGAAGUAAGCUGGAAUUCAAGGGAAAUUUUGGGGAGCUUUCAAUUGAAGAAGAGAGUGGUGGUUUUGAGACCAAGAAUGGCAUUACUGAUGGAGAUCAGAGUUUUCCAUCUAGGAAGCCUCAGAGAAAGAGCAAGUUGAAUAUGGAGUUUCGAAGGAAAGUGGGCAAAAAUGUGGAGCAGGAGGAAAGUAAACUGGAGAUCAAGGGAAACUUAGAGGAGCUAUCAAUUGAAGAAGAGAAUGGUGAGUGUGAGACUAAGAAGGGUGUUAGUGAGGUGAAGCAUGGUAGAGGUCGUGGAAGAUUGAAUCUCUCUGAACGUCAGAAUGAUGAGUGUAAAGAAAGAAGCUAUAGGAUAUUUAAUGGUUCGAGAGGAAGGAGGAAUGUUCGCGGUGGUAGAGUUUAUCAGAAUGAAAGGAUGCGAGGUUAUAAUAGAGAUUGCGAGCUUGGAGUUUGGGUAAGGAAAGGAGACGUUGCUGGUCCUGGUGUUGAGAGCACUGUGAAGAGUUCAAAUGUUCUGUUGCAGGAUACAAGCAUUUAACAAAUGGUAUUGAUUUACAUACACUUUUUUCCUUUAUCCAGCUGCAAAUAGGUUGUGUGUUGCCUUUGCUUCACUCUAAAAUUGGCUCUGCAUGCUAGUAUAUAGAAGUAAGGAAAGAAUUAAGCUUGCUGUGGUCCAUUAUACUUAUAUUUAAGAAAAUACCACAAUUAUAGCAACUGGCUUGUCUGUUUUAGAUGAGCAUGUUGCAGAUUCUCAUUUUUGUAUUUUAUGCCACUUAGCUUAGGAACAUGAAAAGAGCUGGCUGCAUUCUGUAGAAGUCAAGUCAUAAAUAGUUGCACCUAGUUGGUUGGUACUGGGAUAUUUCCUCAAGCAUUUAGUGGGGUUGCCGGUAUAAUUGUAGACUAUGUGCUACUUGAGACUUAACGAGACUGAAGCUGAAGCUCUUUUCCAUGUUGAGGCACCUACAGCUUCACUUAUGAGCAUGUGAUUAGUCCAUAAGCAGCAUUAUAUUACUUUCUUAUGUGGGCUCUGCUCUAAUAAAAUUGGGAUCUGGUUUCUUGUGACGUCUGGGGUAAGAGAAUUAUUGUUCUUAUGUACCUGGUUUACUUUUUAGCGGUUUCUAACCUAUGAAGCAUGGAAGAGCUUGUGAGUCUCUACAACUGAUUACCAUGUGUAAUUUGAAUGAUUGGCCGUCCAGUUAGUAUCUGUCCGAUCUUGUGCUUCGUUGAAUCUAGGGCAAGUUGGUAGCUUGGCAAGGAGUUGGCAAAUUUCUGUUUUAUAUGGAUACAUACAGUUAAGAGGGUCUCUUUUUGGCUGAAUCAACCACGUUUAUAAUAUGAGGUCUCAUCUGCAUCUAGUUUUGAUGGAGGUUAUAGAGUAUCACUCUACUAUGCAUGUAUGCGGGAUGUGAGAGCAGCUUGAUUUGUGUCGAAUGAUGAGCCCUGCUCCGUAGUUAGUAAUUACCAAUGGGCAGUUACCAUGUUGAUUGAGCUACUUCCAAUCCGAAUCCGUGAAAGGAUGCUGGAACCUGUGUUUGACCAUGUUGCUUUUAACAUAAUCUUCAAUGCAGGUUAGACUGCAAAUGGCUGGCUAGAGAAGGAGAACUAGUAGCAGAUGGGACAUGCAAAUGAGGAAUUGUAGAAGUGUGAAUAUAAGAAGAAAGGAGCUAAUGGAAUAGGAAAGUAGAACAGUUCUAGUCAUAUCAGACUCGAAGGGAAACCUUCGAUGAAGUACUUGGUUUUGAUGAUCAAAAUCUCAGGAAUAACGAUUUUUUUUUGCCUAAUCAGCCAUUUGUUUAAUCACAUUCUUUUGUGCUGUAACCCUCGAAUCUCGUCUUGUCUUCCAGGUCCAUGGCUGAAUAUGAUUGUGAUGCUGAACAUUAUUGCUCCAUUUAAACUGAAUCUCUUGAAUGCGAUGUUGAUUGUUGAAUGAACAUUAUUGCUUAAAUCAAAUUUAGCUCCUGGCCUAUUGGAAGGCUGGUCGUUGACUAAUUUGUUAUAACUUAUAAUUUAAUGGGAUUUGGAUCCUUGGGCUGAAGCCUAAGGAGCGUUUGGCACUAACACCAGGAAAGGAAAGCCUCGUAUUGUCAAACAGCAUUGAUGAAGGGUCGCCGCCUCGCCGGUAGGUUGGGUGUGUGUAUGAAGAACAGCUAAGCAAGUGUAUGAAGAAGGGAAACGAAAAUGAAAUUUUAAAAAUAAC